AUGUGGUCAUUUCAGCAAUCCUUUGGACUCAAGAAGUCGUCUCAGGCCUACGUUCCUGUUGGAGGCUACGAUUCUGAGUUGUCCAAGGACGUUGAGAUUGAAUCCCCGACUUCAUCGACUGGGUUUGACACCAAGGCUGUCCUGCUGUUGUGGCCGAAGACUAACAACAAAUCACGCAGGCUGUUGAUGGGCGAAAGACGCGGCGCGAACAUUUUCGAAGUGCUGAUAGUGCUCCUGCUCGGACUCUUCAUCGGAAUAUCAGGCACUUGCCUGACAUUGAAAGUUGUCUCGACGGGUGAAACUCAAGUCCCUAGCCUACAGCCAUUGCAGUUUCCAGGUGUCCCCGAUGAUGUGACCACAAACACAAUCGAAAAGGUGUUCAACCCGGAUCUGCUCUUCGAUCCUUUUAGAGAAGAUCAGCCGGCGGAGAAGGCAUGGUACAAGUACAGGUCGCGCUUCGUUUUCGUCGAAAACCCUCGCUCUUAUGGCCUUUCACCAUCAGCCGUGGACAAAGGUCACCCAAAUCGCGAAUUGUACUCGGUUGCCGGUUUCCAUCAGCUCCAUUGCCUAGGAGUCAUUCGGUAUGCCUGGAAUACGGUGCUGAAUGAAGGCAACCGGACACUUGACAAUAGGUAUCCUGGAAUGGAGGACGGUCCGGACGAGGAGAGUUACACGAUCGGGAAACAUUUCUCCCACUGCAUAGAGAUCAUCCGCCAUGCACUCGAGUGUUACGCGGAUCCCACGCUGGAACCGCUGUUUACCGAUACUGGCGACCACAGCGCCAUUCUAGCGAGCGGUUGGGGCACAAAACACACCUGCAGGAACUUUGAGACCCUGACCGAGUGGGUGGAUAGUAACCCAGCUUCGGGGCGGAGAUAG
Messenger RNA from Fonsecaea multimorphosa CBS 102226, 879 nucleotides. RefSeq lists its product as uncharacterized. Gene Ontology annotation, biological process: mycotoxin biosynthetic process. NCBI's taxonomy places the organism in Eukaryota, Fungi, Ascomycota, Eurotiomycetes, Chaetothyriales, Herpotrichiellaceae. The record is from RefSeq and is a predicted model, not a curated record. Bases 1 to 879 code for a protein of 292 amino acids. The transcript is spliced from 4 exons.